This is a messenger RNA of Leptopilina boulardi, 2232 nucleotides long. RefSeq names its product prostatic acid phosphatase-like. The record is from RefSeq and is a predicted model, not a curated record. The transcript has 7 exons. The coding region runs from base 163 to 1362 and encodes 399 amino acids. Gene Ontology annotation, molecular function: phosphatase activity. Lineage: Eukaryota; Metazoa; Arthropoda; Insecta; Hymenoptera; Figitidae. Gene Ontology annotation, biological process: dephosphorylation.
GAAAUUGUUCGCUCAGUAUUCGUCAACCUCGUGGCUAUAAUAAAGCUCGCGAAAAGUAAAUUUUAUGUAAAUUACAUAAUUUAUUAAUUUCCUUUUGUUUUUUUUUUGCAAAUAAACAGAAAAAAAAUUGUUUCCCUUUUUAAAAUUAAUAAUAUUACAAGAAUGACAAUUUUAAAAAGAUUUUUCUUUAUUGUCAUUCUCAUCAUUUGCGCCACGAUUCUGGCAGCAGCAGGGGCGAGAAUAGUACGUGACAUUUCAAAAGAGAAUGAAGAUAACUCUUUAGAUACAAAUACAGACUCCUUACGUCUUGUCACACUUGUUCUUCGACAUGGAGAUCGAACACCACAAGACACUUAUCCUAAUGAUCCUUAUAUUAAUGAUUCAAUGGAACCUUAUGGAUGGGGUCAAUUAACAAAUAAAGGACGAUUAAAUCAAUACAAUCAGGGAAUUUAUUUACGUGAACGUUAUGGGAAAUUUUUAAAAACAAAAUAUAGUCCGGACAUAUUUUGGUUACAAAGUACAGCGCCAGAUCGUGCCAAAAUGUCAGCAUUAUUAGAAGCCGCGGGUCUUUGGAAACCAGACGAAAAGCAAACUUUCAAAACUGGUUUGCCAUGGCAACCAGUGGCCUUGCAUUAUCAAUCGGACAACGACACGCUCCUUUUAAUUUGGUCAAGUUGUCCAGAUUAUCCACGUCUUCACAGUAUCGUUGCAAAUUCAAAGGAAAUCAAAGAUAUUGAGUCGAAAAAUAAAAAUCUCUUUCAAGAUUUAACUAAAUAUACGGGAAUGAAAAUUGCAAAUGCCGAUGAUGUUUUUUCCUUGUAUGGAACAUUGGAGGCUGAGGAAAAUAUGGGACUAAAAUUGCCCGAAUGGACGAAUAAUUAUUUUCCCGAGAAAUUAAUUGAAUUAAGUAAAUUGAGUUUAUCAUUGAAUGUUUAUAAUGAAACAAUGCGACAAAUGAAGAGUGGACCAUUAAUAUCGAAAAUAACACGUGCAAUGAGAGAAAAAUCACAAGGUAAAUUAAUGCCAAAUGAAAGGAAAAUGUUUAUGUACGUUGGUCACGAUUCAACAAUUGUCGCAUUAUUGGCUGGAUUGAAUCUUUGGAAAAAAGAAAUUCCCGGCUAUAGUAAUAUGGUGAUGAUUGAACUUCAUGAGGAUAAACAAGAAUGGAAUGUACAGAUAUUUUUCAAAGACUCAAUAACAAAAGCACCGCGUCCCUUAACAAUUCCUGGAUGUUCGCAAAUUUGUCCUUUAGAUAAAUUUGAAUCAUUAAUAAAAUCAAUGAUAUUAACGACAAGCGAAUGGUCAGAAUUGUGUCAAUUAAAGGAUCCCAAUUGGAAACCAGGAAAAGUUCCUUUACCUUAAAUAAUUCCUUUCCUCCCCCCCCCCCCCGCACCCUUUCUAUUCUCAAAUUUUAGAAAAAUUAAUUAAUUUUCUAUUUUGAUUUCAAAAAUUAAAUUAGGUAAAUCAAAAAUUUUUCAUCAAUUUUAAUAGACGAUUAUAAAUUUUUUCAUUCGGAAAAAAAAAUAAAGAAAACGAAAAUUUUGCUAAAAAAAACUUUUCUUUUUGUUUGCAUAAAAAAAAGUUUUCGUUUUCUUUGUUUCUUUAUUUUUACUUUUGAAACAAAAAUUUAUAUCGGCAAAAAAAAAAAUAGAAAUAUUAGAAAAUUUUUUUUUUUUAGUUAUAAUUUAAAAUUUUCAAUUUUUAUACUAAAAUUUUGGAAAAGAAAAAUUGUCAAGAAUAGAAAAUUUAGGUAGAAAAAUUUUAAAACUUUCUAUUUUCUUAUUAAAUUUCGAGAAAAAAAAAAAUUAAAAUUGUUUUAGUCUAAAAUAGAAAAAUUCGGUAUUAUAAUUUUUAAUUACAAUUUUCAAUUUACAAUUUUCCUAUUAAAUUUCAAAGAAAAAUGUUUUUUAGUUUAAAAUUAAAAUAGAAAGUUUAGUGUUAAAAAUAUAAUUUAUAAUUUUCAAUUUUCUUAUUAAAUUUCAAAAAAACAAACAUUUUAAUUUGAAAAUAGAAAAUUUAGGUAAUACAAUUAAUUUAGUUGAAAAAUUUUGCAUUUAAAAAUUUGUAAUUUUUAAAUACAAAAAAGAAUAACCAAUAAUUGAAUUAACUAAUAAUUUGUAAAUUAGUUAAUUUAGUUAAUUAGUUUUUAUUAAAAAUUAAUAAUUAACUAAUUAUAGCCAAUGAAUUACUUUGCAUUCGACAAAUAAUAAAAAAAAAAAAAAAAAAAAAAAA